AUGAAAAGUUCCUUCACCCCGCACAAUUCGCUGUCAGCCCCUCCGACAUCCAGACAGCGGGCCCCGGGCUCCUCGAGUCAACAACCAGACCUUCCCCGAGCCCGGCAUUCUAAAUUAAAGCAUUGCGACUUGGGCCCUGUUCAACCCGAGCCACUCGACUCCCCAGACCGCAGCAUCACCCUCAGCGAACUUGGGAACUCCAGCUCGCUCUUUUCCUACGAUUCUCCGGCGUCUUUCGAUUUCGGCUGUGCGGUGACGGUCAAACCUGGAAAUACCGACCGCCCAAUCCCGUUUGUCUUUGGCAUAUCACCAGCUCCUGGACGGACGCGUGACGACAAUAUGGUCAACGAACGAUCGCCUGCGAAGAAGCAGUCAGAGAGUCCUUAUGCCCCGAAACCCUUCUCUUCCGUCCCUCAAUUUGGACAGCCGACAAUGCCAUCAUCUCCCCUCCAUAGACCUCCGGCGAAGGACGCUAUGUUCAUCCAACCAAAAUCCCGCCCAGAACACCAUAGAGAGGCUGAAAGACCGGCACAUCCUCAUCUACAGGCCGCAAAGGACGUCAUCAAUCGACAUAUAAUCGAUCCUCUCAUGCCUAGAGCGCCAGCAGACUUUCAACCAGGUCUCAAAUAUACUCCUCCCAAGGCGAAUGCCAGCGCGUAUCGAGCACCUGCCCCUCAACAGACUCAGUACACGACCACUAAAGCCGCACCCAAACAAAUGUUCGGCUCGAUGGGUAGCACGUCUGGUGGUUUCCAAACUGUCAACCCAGGUAUUGAUAGAAGUAAUUACAUUGAUCUUACCAAGGAUGGCUACAGAGACCCAUACGAUGCCUCAGCAGCUGUUGACUCGCAUGAAUCAUUUACCUUCGUGGAUCCCGCAAAGGCACAGGAGGACCUCAAGGCUUUGUUGGAGGGUGCUAUCGAGGAUGAAGACGAUUUGCCUAGAACUCGGUCUCGCAAGAAGAAGAAGGACGACGAUGUUGACGGGCUCUUGGAAAAAUGGAAAAGCCUCGGAAUGGGAGGAGAUAACAAGCUCGCAGUUGCCUCUGACGAUGAGGAGGAGGAGGACGAUGAUGGUACUGUUGAAGGCGUCAAAGUCAAACUGCUUCCUCAUCAAGUAGAAGGUCUUGAAUGGAUGAAAGGCCGAGAACUUGGUACUGGAAAGAAAGGAGCAAGAGUCCCGAAGGGUGGAAUUCUUGCUGACGACAUGGGACUUGGCAAAACCCUUCAAUCCAUCUCUCUCAUCCUCACCAACCCAAAGCCUGCAGACGAAGCUACUAUCACCGAACGUAAGUUGCCUUCAGGCUUGGAGAAGACUACCUUAGUUGUUGCCCCUCUUGCUCUUAUCCGACAGUGGGAGGCAGAGAUCAAGGACAAGGUUGAACACUCCCACUCGCUUAGAGUCUGUGUCCAUCAUGGUCCAUCACGUACCAAACGUUUCGCGGACCUCAAGAAAUUCGACGUCGUAGUGACAACUUAUCAAAUCCUGGUUUCCGAAUUUGGUGGCUCUUCAGAACAUGCAGGUGGCGUCAAGGUCGGAUGUUUCGGUCUACACUGGUAUCGUGUCAUUCUUGACGAGGCCCACACCAUCAAGAAUCGUAAUGCGAAAGCCACUCAGGCUUGCUAUGCGUUGCGAAGCGAGUACAGAUGGUGCUUGACUGGUACACCCAUGCAGAACAACUUGGAUGAGCUACAGAGUCUCAUCAAAUUCCUGCGUAUCAAGCCUUACGAUGAUUUGAGAGAAUGGAAGGACCAAAUCGAUCGUCCACUGAAGAAUGGUAGGGGAGAUGUCGCUAUCAAGCGUCUGCGGCACUACCUGAAGAUCUUUAUGAAGCGCCGUACCAAGGAAAUCUUGAAGAAGGAUGGGGCUUUGAAUCCAGGAGGGAAGCCAUCAGCCUCCGGUGGAAACAACACCACUGGAUUCAGAGUCACCGACAGAAAGAUCGAGAAAGUCUUCGCCGAGUUUUCGCCUGAAGAGCGUCACUUCUAUGAACGUCUCGAACAACGUACCGAUGCCAGUAUUGAGCAGAUGAUGAGUGGUGAGAAGGUCAACUAUGCCAGUGCUUUGGUUUUGCUGUUACGUUUGAGACAAGCAUGUAACCAUCCGAAGCUGGUUGCUGGUAAACUUGCUAAGGAUAGCGAAGCUUUGUCUGCUGAGACUGGCAACCCGAAAAAAUCGAAGACUUCAAAUGAGGAUGCGGAUGUUGACGAGAUAGCAGACCUUUUUGGAGGUCUUGGUGUCGCCUCCAAGAAGUGCGAGGUUUGCCAGCUCGAGCUGGGAAAAACUGCUAUCUCCGAGGGAGCUAUCAGAUGCUUGGAUUGCGAGACCGACCUCAUGAAUGUGGCUCAGCACAAGUCAAAGAAGGAGAAGAAGAAUAGGCACAAGGAACACCGCCAUCGUGAGAAAAAGUCGGAACCUAAGCUUCUCACUCGUAAGCCGCGGAACCGUAAUGUUAUCGAGGACAGUGAUGAUGAGGAAGAAGAUGAUGAAGGAUCCUGGGUCGUAGGCAAGGACAAGCAAGGCCCGUUGACGCUUGGUAAAGCCGGUGGGUUAGCCGACGAGAAUGCUGAGGGUGGAGGCGAGUGGCUCAAUUCAGAAGAUGAAGAGGAUUCGUUCCCGGAUAUCAAGGACCUCCAUCAACACAAGCCGAAGAAGGAAGCUGCUGAUUCUGACGACUCGGAGGAAGAUUCCGAUUCUGCCACUGACUCGAGCUCUGACUCAAGCUCUGACGAGGACUCAGAGGUGGAAGAUGAGUUCGAUUCUUCGUCCGAUGAAAAGGCACAACUCGCAACUAUCGUCACAUCAACUAAGAUCACCCACCUCAUGAAGAUUCUUAACAGGGAAGUCGACGAGCACAAGUUCAUCGUUUUCUCGCAGUUCACGUCAAUGUUGGAUCUCAUUGAGCCCUUCCUGCGCCAACGGGGAUUCAAGUUCACUCGCUAUGAUGGAAGUAUGAAAAAUGACAUGCGAGAGGCCAGUCUUUCAAAGUUAAGAAAUGACAAAAAUUGCAGAAUUCUGCUUUGCAGUUUGAAAUGUGGAUCUUUGGGUCUCAAUCUCACUGCAGCAACCCGUGUAGUUAUUCUUGAGCCGUUCUGGAACCCUUUCGUGGAAGAACAGGCCAUCGAUCGUGUCCAUCGUCUCACCCAAAAGAUCGACGUAAUCGUCUACAAAAUCACUAUCAAGGACACAGUAGAAGAGCGUAUUCUCGACCUCCAAGAAAAGAAGAGAGAGCUUGCAAAUCAGACCAUCGAAGGUGGCAAGGGUGGUGCAGGCAAACUCGGCAUGACGGAAAUUCUGCAGCUAUUCCGCCGAGAUGCAGAGAACACUGCUCCUCAUUUUCCCACCGAUCGCAAGUAUGAUCUUGGUGCCAAGCCUAGAAUAUUAAAAGAGUUCCCUACCGUAAGCAGUCCUGGAUCUAGCCGGGAUGUGACGGCUGCGAGAGAGAAAACUUCCAAGGCGCGUACGAGUGCCACUGCUAGCAAAGAGGAUGCUGUGUAUGGCCGACGAUGGUAG
Molecule: messenger RNA, 3513 nt
Organism: Drepanopeziza brunnea f. sp. 'multigermtubi' MB_m1
Lineage: Eukaryota; Fungi; Ascomycota; Leotiomycetes; Helotiales; Drepanopezizaceae
Biological process (GO): DNA repair
Cellular component (GO): nucleus
Molecular function (GO): ATP-dependent chromatin remodeler activity; ATP binding
Source: RefSeq, a predicted model, not a curated record